This is a messenger RNA of Frankliniella occidentalis (western flower thrips), 1713 nucleotides long. RefSeq names its product actin-related protein 10. Gene Ontology annotation, biological process: retrograde axonal transport of mitochondrion. The transcript has 8 exons. The record is from RefSeq and is a predicted model, not a curated record. NCBI's taxonomy places the organism in Eukaryota, Metazoa, Arthropoda, Insecta, Thysanoptera, Thripidae. Bases 256 to 1425 code for a protein of 389 amino acids.
UCCAUUCCCUUUAUACUCCGUGGCAGAAGCGCCGAAGUGGCCAAAGCGCCCUAAUGUCAGCGCUGUCAUAAUUCAUGGCGUCCCUUUUAAAGGACAUAGAACUGUAUUUAAUCGUAGUGAGUGCAACAGUAGUGAAAACAAGUAAUAUUCAGUUCUCACGGCAAAAAAGCAUUGUGUGCUAGCUCUCACCACUCUACAGUAAAUCGCUUGAACGUCUUACUAACCUCUAUCACCAGAUUUUCAAAACAAACCAAAAUGAUUAAAACGUAUUACGAGAGUGGCAUGGGUCUUUCCACAGAGAGACAAGCAGUUGUCUUUGACUUUGGUGAUUGCUAUACGAAGGUGGGGUUUGCUGGGGAAGCAGGACCCCGUUCUAUUGUUCCAAGUGAAGUGCGCUGCCCCAAAGAUGGUCGUACACGGAAAGUGUUUGAUGCUGUGAAAGCUGACGAACAAUAUAAUCUACUGGUGGAGUUCAUUCACAAUCUAUAUUUCAGACAUUUACUUGUGAGUCCUAAGGAUCGAAGAGUAGUGGUUGUUGAGUCAGUUUUGUGCCCUACAUCAAUACGAGAAAUGCUUGCUAAAGUGUUUUUUAUGCACUUUGAAAUUUCUUCUCUACUUUUUGUUCCCUCCCAUGUUGUUGCUCUGAGCACUCUUGGCGUGAAUACUGCUCUUGUAGUUGAUAUGGGGGCAACUGAAACAAUCGUAAUUCCUGUUUAUGAAGGAGUUGCUGUGCUGCAUGCUUGGCAAGCCCAACCACUUGCUGCAAAAGCUGUUGAGAGACAAAUAAGUGACAUGCUUCAGGAAAGGGAGAAGUCGAAUCAAUCUGAGGGCUAUGCCAAUUUAACUGAAAAAAUGAUUGAAGACAUCAAAGUUAGAGCUUGCUUUGUCACAACCCUAGGGAGAACUCAAAAGGCAAGAGAAGAUAAACCGUGCCCUUGCCCUCCAAGUGUUAAUUACCUAGUUGGCCCUGGCAGUAAUAUGUUAAAUAUUAGCGGUGAUAUUAGGGAAAACGCUUUCAAUAUUCUAUUUGAGCAGGAUGCUGAUCAGAUCAGUGUGUCAACGAUGAUGCUGGAUGCUAUUACUAAGUGUCCUAUUGAUAUGAGGAAACCAUUGGCUGAAAACAUACUCCUUAUUGGGGGCACCUCUAUGGCUGUAGGGAUGAAGGCAAGGAUAAAAGAAGAAUUGAGUUACUUAGCAGCAUCUGCUCAGUACUCUGAAAAAUUAAAACUAAGGACUUUUAAGUUUCACUCUCCCCCAGCCAAAGAAAAUUACACAGCAUGGCUAGGAGGGGCAAUAUACGGAGCCACAGACAUAGUGAGCACACGAUCCCUUUCCAAAGAAGCUUAUCUGAAGGACAAAAAAGUCCCUGACUGGGUCAGUUUAAUUUAUAAUACACUAAAUGAAGGAGUUAAAAGGUCUAUUUGAGCUUUUAAGUGAUGCUAUCUAACAUUUUAUGUGUUUUGUAAGGUUCUAAUAAAACCAGAAAAUUAAUUUGUUGAAAAUGUGGGUGUUUAAACCAUGCUGCAUUUCUUUUAAAAAUUAUCUGUCAUUGUGAUGUUAGGUAGUGUGAUUUCUAACAUGUUGUUUGGACCAUUGUAAAUACCUUGUACUGAAAAUUGCUAGUUUUCAUUUUUUGAACUUAUGCCUUAUUUUGUAUGCUUGUAUGUAUUUAAAAGAUACUUAAGAUUAUUAUAUUUAUUAUAAAUAACCGUU